AUGGGCAAGCAACCGAAUCUCUACUCGUUCUCGAGCUCCGACGCGCUCGCUAAGAACCUCCGUUCCUACGUGAUUAGCUCUCAAAAUGACGGUUUAAAUCGUCACGAUGCCUUCAAGAUUGCCGUUUCUGGCGGCUCUCUACCUGCCGUUCUCGCCAAAGCUCUCCUCACUCCGGGUAACGGCACCCCUGAAGAUACUGUUCGCUUUGACAAGUGGGAAGUCUUCUUCGCGGAUGAACGCGCCGUACCAUUGGAUCAUGCCGACAGCAACUACAAGCUCCUCAAGUCGGAGCUUCUUGACAAGAUUCCGGCCGAACUGGGCCAGCCCAUUGUGCACCCUAUCGACGUCACGUACCUGGACGAUGUUCAAGAGCUCGCGGAUCAGUAUGAACAGGAACUGGUCAAAUCUUUUGCUGCCAAAGACAGCGUCAAACUCCCCAUCUUCGACCUUCUCUUGCUCGGCUGUGGCCCCGACGGCCACACUUGCAGUCUCUUCCCAAAUCAUUCGCUCCUGCGCGAAUCGGACGCUUGGGUUGCUCCCAUUAGCGACUCGCCCAAGCCCCCGGCGAAGCGAAUUACCCUGACUCUUCCUUUAGUGACUCAUGGCUUGAAGAUCGCCUUUGUCGCUACCGGCGAAGGAAAGAAGGAUGUGAUGAAGAAGAUCUUUGACACGGAAGAAGGCCAGGGUCUUCCAUGUGGCUUGGUGAACGAAGGGGGUGCCGAGAAGGUGAGCUGGUUCACCGAUGUUAGUGCGACCCAAGGAGUCGGCUUCCCCAAGAGAGGUAGCCUUUAA
Xylona heveae TC161 is the source of this 792-nucleotide messenger RNA. RefSeq names its product 6-phosphogluconolactonase. The coding region runs from base 1 to 792 and encodes 263 amino acids. The record is from RefSeq and is a predicted model, not a curated record. Lineage: Eukaryota; Fungi; Ascomycota; Xylonomycetes; Xylonales; Xylonaceae. Gene Ontology annotation, biological process: pentose-phosphate shunt; carbohydrate metabolic process. Gene Ontology annotation, molecular function: 6-phosphogluconolactonase activity. The transcript has a single exon.